Molecule: messenger RNA, 627 nt
Organism: Corylus avellana
Lineage: Eukaryota; Viridiplantae; Streptophyta; Magnoliopsida; Fagales; Betulaceae
Source: RefSeq, a predicted model, not a curated record
AUGAGUAUUGAUCAACUUAUGGGAUCUCUUCAAGCCCAUGAAGAAAGGCUCAACAAGAAGAAGCAAGAGCCAAUGGAGCAAGUUCUAGCUACAAAACUCUUUGUCAAAGAGAAGGAAGAAGAGCAAGAAAGGAGUCAAAGAGGACAACGACAAGGACACGGUCGUGGCCGUGGCAGAAGAAGAGGAAGAGGCCCACGUAAUUGGAACAAUUAUGAAGAAAGAUGUCAAGCAUCAAGAGGACGAGGACGAGAAAAUAAUUGGAAGCAAUAUGGAAGAAGGUAUGAUAAAUCUCAAGUUAAAUGUUAUAAUUGCCAAAAAUAUGGUCAUUAUGCUUGGGAAUGUAGAAGUGAUGCUAACAAUGUUGAAGAGGAAGCCAAUUAUGUUGAAAACAAGGAAGCGGGGUCUACUUUGUUGCUUGCUUAUAAAGGAGAAGAAAGAGGAGAGAAGAACUCAUGGUAUCUUGACAACGCGGCAAGCAACCAUAUAUGUGGAUACAAAAACAAGUUUGUCGAGCUUGAUGAAUCGGUGAGCGGGAAUGUUACUUUUGGAGACUUGUCAAAAGUUCCAAUAAAAGGAAAAUAUUAUGAGCCAAUAGGUUUUGAAGAAGCGGUGAAAGAUGAAAAUUGA